Molecule: messenger RNA, 1686 nt
Organism: Caenorhabditis remanei
Lineage: Eukaryota; Metazoa; Nematoda; Chromadorea; Rhabditida; Rhabditidae
Exons: 4
Coding region: 1-1686 (561 amino acids)
Biological process (GO): innate immune response
Source: RefSeq, a predicted model, not a curated record
AUGGAUUUUCUAUCUGUAUUUUGUGAUGAUUUGAGUGGAAUUCUUAUCGAACAAAAUGCUAUGAUGUAUGUAUUUGAAAUUCAUCAAAUUGGAAAUGUUCAACCGAUUGGUUCUCAAAUAUUCACUUGCUUGGAAAUGUCUUUGAACUUGAGAAACCAGAAAAUUCAAAUCAGAGAGGUCACACUGGAUUUUUAUAGUCUAGAACAAAUAAACUCACUCUUGGCAUUGAUAGAUCCAGAGUCCUUGGCUGGGGUCUUUCUGAAAUUACAGCCAAGUCGAUUUGUAAAAAGUUUGGAUGAAAUUAUUCUACUGGAGCAGUGGAAGGAAUUCAAAAAUGUUCAGUUUAGUUCAACAACCAAUACUUUGUCAAGGAAUGAGCUGAUAGUUAUUAAAAAGACUCUCCUAACAUCUCAAGUAUUCAAACUCAUUGGAAUCUACUAUGAAGACAUUGAUAGUUUCCUUCUCGACGAAAUAUUUGGCCAUCCUACACAACCCACCAAUCAAUAUGGUACAACACGAACAAUCCGAGUCCCCGAUACUAAAAGAGAUGUCCUCACGGUUACAGUAUACCCGAAUAAUUGUAUCGUUUUUGCGAGGGAAAAAUGUUGUCCGGAUUUCUACACCGAGCAAUUGUUUAACAAAAUCAUUGAGUUGGCUCAAAAUUGUGAAGGACCAUUUUUGAAAGUUUUGAUGAACCCAUUGAUAAUGACUAACUUAUCGAGUUAUCUCGAUUUUGUGGAUAUCCAAGCCCUCCGCAAAACUUCUUCUGGUAUACGCAAGUGUAUAGACUACAUCAAGCCGGACCCCGAAAUUUCAAAACUUAUGAUAAAAUCUAAAAAUUUUGUAAGAGUCGAUGUUCAGAUGAGCUUCCAAGAUAAAGCCUCACCUCUAUACAUCCAAUACGAGGAGGUAGAUCCCGGAUGUCUGGUUAAUGAAAAGUUUGUGAAACACGGAAUGUUUCUAACUCUCCUGAACGACAUUGAAGCAAAUUUUCGGCAUCAAGAAGCUCCUCUGGAAGAGCUCAACCUAGAUUUAUACUCGAUGAGAUAUUUUCAUAAAGAGUUUCUAGACAAAAUUCGAAAUUUUUUGAAACCUCAGACUGGAUUACUAAGCACCAGAAAGCUCAAUGUGAUAGCCGAUGGAGAAGAUGAUUUACUCAAAACUAUGAAAUGGUUGGAGCCGGUGGCUUUGGAAAUCAUAGAAGUUCACUCCUUGGUUUCGGAUAGUUGGAAGGAGAAGAUUGUGGUAGAUCACAAAUUUUAUGAGCUAAAUCAAUGGAUAUAUGCAAAGGAAUUUGUUAUGAAGGAUUUUGUUAUUCCUAUUCCAUUCAAUUUCCAGUACUUCAUUCAUUUUGUCAAGCUAGACGUUUUUGUGGAAAUUAUUUCUAGUGGAGAUGUAUACGAAUUGAAGGAGGAGCUCCUCUACUCCCCGUCUUUCGUCAAAUUCAAAAUUGAAUUCCAAACGCGCUCCAUUGAUAACGAUGAUCUUUUCAACCUACUGGGUCAUUCAUACCAUAUUGAGAACGACAGAUUAGCGAGUAAACGGAAGACUUGGUACUUCCAGAUGCCUGAGAGGGAUAGAGUACUUCAUAUUGUUUAUCAUGUUGAUCAAAAGAUUAUAUUUUUUAAGAAAGUUGGAUUAGAGGAGAUUCCUGAAGAUGUGUUCUUUGGAUUUGAGGAGGAAUGA